Molecule: messenger RNA, 961 nt
Organism: Leptonychotes weddellii (Weddell seal)
Lineage: Eukaryota; Metazoa; Chordata; Mammalia; Carnivora; Phocidae
Source: RefSeq, a predicted model, not a curated record
AAGGAUUGAAUAACAUUGUGGCAAGCACGCAGAGAGGUACCUGGUUCCUAGGAGGCUGCGUGUUUGCUAUUAAAAACCGACUGUACCCCAUGGGGGGUUCCUGCAUUGUGGCCCUCGUCGGCUUCCUCACAGCCCUCUCCUGCCGUUGUAGGGUGAUGUUGGACUCAGUGACACACAGUACCUUCCUGCCCAACACGUCCUUCUGUGACCCCCUGAUGUCGUGGACUGAUCUGUUCAGCAAUGAAGAGUAUUAUCCUGCCUUUGAGCAUCAGACAGCCUGCGACUCCUACUGGACGUCCGUCCACCCCGAGUACUGGACUAAGCGCCACGUCUGGGAAUGGCUCCAGUUCUGCUGCGAGCAGUACAAGCUGGACGCCAACUGCAUCUCCUUCUGCCACUUCAACAUCAGCGGCCCCCAGCUCUGCAGCAUGACGCAGGACGAGUUCAUCGAGGCGGCUGGCAUCUGCGGGGAGUACCUCUACUUCAUCCUCCAGAACAUCCGCUCGCAAGGUUACUCCUUCUUUACGGACACUGAAGAGACCAAGGCUGCCAUCAAAGACUGUAAGUAGCCAGGUUCACGUGGCCCAAGGCGGUGCCAAGGCCGCUGGUGGGCACCAUGGGCUUGACGGUUCUUUUGUGACCACAACCGAAAAGUUGAUGACCUAAUAAACCAGUCACGGACCAGAAGACAGCAAGGGAAAAUGUGGUGGGCAGAGCGCAGGGCCUGGGUUUAUGGAUUCCUCGUCCACCCCCAGACUCAGUUUCCCUAUCUGUAAAAUGGAGCGACCAUCCCCGGUUGUGGUGAGUUGCAGAAAUGGUGCAUAUGAAGUGCCUGGCAACACGGAUGCUCCAGGCAGUGCUAGCUGUGAGCAACAAUAACCAUAAUGACUAACCCUAGAGUCGAUGUCUCCGAAGAUCUGAGCUCCCUAAGUUUUUUUUUUUUUUAUUCUUAUGUUAAUCC